ACCCCUCCGUGCGCCCCCGCCGCCCGGCGCUGGGGUUCCGGCGGCAGGCAGGGCCCGGAGCUGCAGUGCCCCCCCAGCAGCCCAGGAGCAUUCUGCCCAGCUCAGCUGAAGCCUCAGGUGUCCCCAGGGGGUGCAGACCUGGCCCCCACCACCCUGAGCUCCUGUUGGAGGACCCAGCUCAGCACCUUCCCCCCAAGAACCCCCCCAAAACCUCCCAGCUCAGGUGCUUGGGCCCAGGGCAGCCUUGCUGAGGCAGAGCAGAUGAACUCUGUGUGCACAGCACCCCAGUCCUGACACUCAGCAUCCUUGGGAGCUGAGCAGGAUCAGUGCCCUGCUGAGAGGAAACCAGAGAGGAGGGAAAUCCCUUUAAUUCACCGACCGCCGCUAUUUGUUUGAAGUUGGAUAAAAAAACCCCCAACUCUGCAAUGCAUUAGGAUUCAGAGACCUCCCUUUGCUUAAGGUAUGGUGUGAAUAUGCGUUGCUUGGCAGCUCGGGUCAACUACAAGACUCUGAUCAUCAUCUGUGCUCUCUUCACCUUGGUGACCUUCCUGCUGUGGAACAGAUGCUCCUCUGACAGAGGUGGCUCCUUCCCCCGCAGCCGAGGAGCAUCCGGAGCCGGUUCCGAGAGCGACCCAGCCCGGCAGCAGAGCGAGGAGGAGGCAUCUCCCCAGGAGCAGCAGAAAGCUCCUCCCGUGGCAGGAGGCUUCAACAAAGCCCCAGGGCUGAAGUACGAGGAGAUUGACUGUCUGAUCAAUGACGAGCACACCAUUAAAGGGAGGAGGGAAGGCAACGAGGUCUUCCUGCCGUUCAGCUGGGUAGAGAAAUACUUUGAGGUUUAUGGGAAAAUUGCUCAGUACGAUGGUUAUGACAGGUUUGAAUUCUCUCAUAGCUACUCCAAAGUAUACACACAGAGAGCACCUUACCACCCCGACGGGGUCUUCAUGUCCUUUGAGGGCUACAACGUGGAGGUUCGAGACAGAGUGAAGUGCAUAAGUGGUGUCGAAGGUGUGCCCUUGUCCACCCAGUGGGGACCUCAAGGCUAUUUCUACCCCAUCCAGAUUGCCCAGUAUGGCUUGAGCCACUACAGCAAAAACCUGACAGAGAGGCCACCCCACAUCGAGGUCUAUGAAACAGCAGAGGAGAAGGACAAAACCAGCAGGGCUGCUGAGUGGAUGGUGCCCAAGGGCUGCUCCCUCUCCACAGUGCCUGACAAAGCCAAGUUCACCAAUGUCAAGCAGUUUGUGGCUCCAGAAAGCACCGAGGGGGUGUCCCUGCAGCUCUCCAACACCCGAGAUUUUAUCAUUUCUUUUGACCUCAAAUUCGUGACAAACGGGAGCAUUUCCGUGGUUCUGGAGACGACAGAGAGGAACCAGCUCUUCACCCUGCACUACGUCUCCAACACCCAACUCAUCGCUCUGAGGGAUCGCGACAUCUACUACGGCAUCGGGCCCAGGACCACCUGGAGCACCCUCACCAGGGACCUGGUCACCGACCUCAGGAAAGGGGUCGGCCUCUCCAACACCAAGGCCGUCAAGCAAACCAAAAUCAUGCCCAAGAAGGUGGUGAAGUUGGUGGCCAAGGGCAGAGGCUUCCUCGACAACGUCACCAUCUCGGCCACCGCCCACAUGGCGGCUUUCUUCGCCGCCAGCAACUGGCUGGUGAGGAACCAGGAUGAGAAGGGAGGUUGGCCCAUCAUGGUGACCAGGAAGCUGGGCGAAGGCUUCAAAUCCUUGGAGCCGGGUUGGUACUCGGCCAUGGCCCAAGGCCAGGCCAUCUCCACGCUGGUCAGAGCCUACCUGCUGACCAAGGAGCAGACCUUCCUCGGCGCCGCCCUGCGCGCCACAGCGCCCUACAAGCUGCCCUCGGAGCAGCGCGGGGUCAAGGCCGUCUUCAUGAACCAGCACGACUGGUAUGAGGAGUACCCCACCUCCCCCAGCUCCUUCGUCCUCAACGGGUUCAUGUACUCCUUGAUCGGGCUCUACGACCUCAAGGAGACGGCCGGGGAGAAGCUGGGGAGGGAGGCACGGCUCCUCUACGAGCGGGGCAUGGAGUCCCUGAAGGCCAUGCUGCCCCUCUACGACACCGGCUCGGGGACCAUCUACGACCUGAGGCACUUCAUGUUGGGCACGGCUCCCAACCUGGCCCGGUGGGACUAUCACACCACCCACAUCAACCAGCUCCAGCUCCUCAGCACCAUCGACGAGUCCCCCAUCUUCAAAGAGUUUGUCAAGAGGUGGAAGAGCUACCUGCGAGGUGGCCGGGCAAAGCACAACUAGAGCUGACAACCAAACCCCUCCCCGGCCAUCUCCCACCUCCAGGUCCAGCUCCAGAGGUCGCAUCCCACUUUAUUUUUUAUUUUUAUUUUUUACAGA
This is a messenger RNA of Calypte anna (Anna's hummingbird), 2372 nucleotides long. RefSeq names its product glucuronic acid epimerase (gene GLCE). Bases 474 to 2276 code for a protein of 600 amino acids. Gene Ontology annotation, cellular component: Golgi apparatus. The transcript is spliced from 7 exons. NCBI's taxonomy places the organism in Eukaryota, Metazoa, Chordata, Aves, Apodiformes, Trochilidae. Gene Ontology annotation, biological process: heparan sulfate proteoglycan biosynthetic process. Gene Ontology annotation, molecular function: heparosan-N-sulfate-glucuronate 5-epimerase activity. The record is from RefSeq and is a predicted model, not a curated record.